AUGUGGUCAAUCAGAUGUCAAUCAUUUCGACCAGCUAUCAGAGUGCGUCUGAAUCGUCCCGUCUUUGAUCAGGCUUCUUCGAUCGUUAAAGGCCUGGUAGAGUAUGAAGUGCCACGUGUCAACAUACCAGCAACUCGUCAGUGUUUCCAAGAAGGAUGUGUAGACGCGCACUCAUUCCGAAUGUCUUCGUUCCGGCAACCCAGUUUCGUCGCGUUCGAACCGCACUUUCCGAACAAAUUUCGGAUCCGGGUCACCGAUUUUGACUUUGUAGUAACAGGACAACUCAGCGGAACUAUCACUGUGAUACUGAACAUUCCUAUCACUGGAAACGUUGUGGUUACAGGAAGGAGUAUUGGAGUCAGUGCACUUUUGGAUCUUCAGAAAACUGUGAACGAUCAACCGUAUUUGAGAUUCAAUGAAUGUAAAAUUGAAAAUGGAAUCGUGUCAACAAGAGUUGCGAAUAUGGGUCUACUCACUGAUACAAUUAACCAGAAGUUUGGGAAUGUUCUAUCAGGACAAUCGAAAAUUCAACUGGAAGAAGCGAUAUGUGAACAUAUGAAUCGAUUGACGCAACAGCAUUUCUCCACGAGACUGGCCAGAAUUCCAAGAUCUCUUUCGGCAAAGGAAUUGUUAGAAAUUAUCAUUACGAACAAUGUGAAAAAGAGUGCGACCUCUACAGCUACAAACUUUGCCACGUUGGUCCGCCAGAAGAGAGCGACCACGACGUCAGAUGACUACUAUGACGAUAUUGAGAAAACAGAAGGAAAGCCAGCAAAACCAACUCCGAAUAUUCCCCUGCGAAAAAUCAACCUAUCUCGUGAUGACGUCAUCAACUUCUUUAACAUUGAACGUCUCUCUCACAUUCUGAUUGAUCUUACUCUUCUGGAUGCUGCGUCCACGUCUUCAGAUUUUUCACUGGGAAUUUCUGGAAAUGUUUUCAGUUCUCGAUCGCAAGGUUCAUCUCCGUAUCAAGCGCCAUAUCCAUUCAGAAUUCCACAGAACACAAACAGAAGAAUGGUUGAAGUUGUGGUGUCUCAGUACUCUUUGAAUAGUUUACUAUUCCAAGCUCACAGAACCAACUCUCUGAUAUUCCAUGUGGAUUCUAAAACUCCGGGAAUCGGAAAUCUGCUUGAAACCAGCUGUACAAUAGAUGAAGUUUGUAUUGCAGAUGAGAUCACCAAGAUCAAAACCGUUUAUCCAAACAGACGAUUGGAAUUGAUCAUUAGAUCAGCUGCUCCACCAACUGUCACUGUUAACACUGAUUCCAUGACGGUUUCAAUGAAUGGAAGAUGCAUAUUCUUCCUGGAGGGAACUCGCCAAAAAAUUGGAGUGAUUCCUUUCAACACCGUUAUUCUGGUUAAUAUGAAGACCAUUGGAGGAAAGCUGACAGGAUCGGUAACCAUCCAAUCACUAGAUUUUACUCCUGGAGUAGAUUUCUUGGCAUUGUCAGUAUCCGAUUUGGAUGGAUUGAGAAGAACUACAAAGUCCGCUCUUCAAAACUUUAUAAGCUCUGCUACAGCUGAUGGCUUCACACUUUCCACAGCUUCUAUGCACUCACCACUUCGCCUAUCCCAUCCAGAAGUUUCUCUUCUCCCAAAUGCACUUCUUCUCCAGGCAGAUGUGGAUCUCUACAGAACAUUAUAUUCCGCCAGAAAAUCAAGAAAAUCGGCUUGA
Molecule: messenger RNA, 1674 nt
Organism: Caenorhabditis briggsae
Lineage: Eukaryota; Metazoa; Nematoda; Chromadorea; Rhabditida; Rhabditidae
Exons: 14
Coding region: 1-1674 (557 amino acids)
Molecular function (GO): lipid binding
Source: RefSeq, a predicted model, not a curated record